Messenger RNA from Gadus morhua (Atlantic cod), 411 nucleotides. RefSeq names its product oligosaccharyltransferase complex subunit 4 (non-catalytic) (gene ost4). The transcript is spliced from 3 exons. The record is from RefSeq and is a predicted model, not a curated record. Gene Ontology annotation, cellular component: oligosaccharyltransferase complex. Bases 100 to 213 code for a protein of 37 amino acids. Lineage: Eukaryota; Metazoa; Chordata; Actinopteri; Gadiformes; Gadidae.
AGUGACGUGGCCUCGUCAGCCCAGCCGGAAGUAGGAGGGACUGUUGUGCAGCUGCAGUAUCGGUCGUGUGAAGUAAAACGUCAAACUAAAAUACACACAAUGGUGACAGACGUUCAGCUCGCAAUAUUCGCCAACAUGCUUGGUGUCUCAUUGUUCCUACUGGUCGUUUUGUACCACUACGUUGCUGUCAACAACCCCAAGAAAAUGGACUAGUUUCCCAACCAUGCCCCACAUCUUGCAUGGGAAGGUCUGAGGAUCGCCCCACUCAUCCUCUCAAGGUGCCACCAUCACAAAGACAACAUUCCUCCACCAUUCGUCCUGCCCUGUCUGCAAAUCCACAAGAUGAAUCCUGAUAUUGCUUCAGUUGUACAGCAGGUUUUUUUUCUAAGAAAUAAAUGAAUGAAAUAUGAA